AUGGAGCAGCAGCAGCAUGAGCAGGAGCAGGACCACCAGCAGCAGGAGCAGCAGCAGCAGCCGCCUGUGGAGGGGGGAGACGACGAGGAAGAGAUCGCGGCGAUGAAGAAGCGGGUAGCCGAGAUGGAAUCCGAAGCGGCCAAGCUGCGUGAGAUGCAGGCCACGCUGGACCAGCAGAACGAGAACCUACGGGAAGACAAGGAAGAGAUCGAUGCGCGGAGUAUCUUCGUCGGGAACGUGGACUACGGCGCUUCGCCGGAGGAGAUCCAGGCGCAUUUCCAGAGCUGCGGCUCGAUCAACCGGGUGACGAUCCUUUUGGACAAGUUCAGCGGUCAACCGAAGGGGUAUGCCUAUGUUGAGUUUGCGGAACCGAGUCUGGUGGCUCAGGCUCUGGUGUUGAACGAGAGUGUGUUCCGUGGCCGGAAUCUCAAGGUCGUUCCGAAGCGUACCAACCUGCCUGGCAUGACCCGGGGCCGUGGCCGCGGCGCAUUCCGCGGGGGUCGCGGAUUCCGAGGCGCCCCUCGUGGCUAUCGCGGAGGCUAUCGCGGCCGGGGUCGAGGCUACGCACCCUACUAG
This is a messenger RNA of Aspergillus campestris IBT 28561, 576 nucleotides long. Its product is annotated as polyadenylate-binding protein. NCBI's taxonomy places the organism in Eukaryota, Fungi, Ascomycota, Eurotiomycetes, Eurotiales, Aspergillaceae. The coding region runs from base 1 to 576 and encodes 191 amino acids. Gene Ontology annotation, molecular function: RNA binding. The record is from RefSeq and is a predicted model, not a curated record. The transcript is spliced from 4 exons.